Messenger RNA from Leptinotarsa decemlineata (Colorado potato beetle), 2993 nucleotides. RefSeq lists its product as uncharacterized. The record is from RefSeq and is a predicted model, not a curated record. Gene Ontology annotation, biological process: regulation of gene expression. Lineage: Eukaryota; Metazoa; Arthropoda; Insecta; Coleoptera; Chrysomelidae. Gene Ontology annotation, cellular component: nucleus.
GACAGUAGAUUGUCAUCUUUUUGACAGAAAGCCCAUUCCAUAUAAGUAAACACUACUUUAUGGUGUGUUUACAAAGUUGAUGUAGGGAAUAUUAUUACAAAGCGAGUCGUUAAGUGGUGGUUUUGUAUUUGUGAAAAAGUUGUGUCUGUCUAGGUCUAGUUGUCUAGUUUCAAAAUGAACAAGUGUCGUGCUGUGGGUUGCUGUAAUUUGCAGGGUGAUGUCGGCAUUCAUUUUUUUCGAUUUCCAAUUGACGAAAAAAGAUGCAUGCAGUGGAAGAAAUUCGUGGAGUUUGUUGGCGAUGUUCCUCCAGAAAAAUGUCACAAAAACAUGAGAUUGUGUCAUUUUCACUUCGAUGAGAAAUAUUUUACAUCAACCAGAAAAAACCGCCUAUAUAAAGAUGCAAUCCCCACAAUUCGUUCAGUUGAUGUACCCGCGACAUCGGGAAAUGCUUAUACAAGUGAGGACGUGAAACCUCUACGUCAGGGUGAACUUGAAGAAGAUUCGAAAAUCUGUAUGAUCGAGGAAUCUUUUGAUAGGGAAAAUUAUAUGGAACCAUUGGCGAUAAAACUUGAAUUAGAUGAAGAAGCUCCAAAUUUGGAAAAAGCUUACAAAGAUGAAGAUGAGGCAGUGUCAAAUACUGAUUAUUCUCACUCAUUUGAUGGAGGAUAUGGCUUGUUUGAAAGUGGAAGGCAAAUCAAGAUGGAGGUGAAAUCUGAACCGAGUGAAGCUGAAAUGUUCAGUGAAUGUGAAAGAAAUGGCGAUGCCUCUAAUACUAACAUGUCUACCAACGAUUUGGACGAAAACGAUGAAUUGAAAGUAAAUAUGCCUAUAGAUAAGUUUGAUCCAGACGAAAUUAAAGUUGAAGAAACUUGUUUUAUUCCUUAUUUUGAUCUCAAAUCUGAAAAGUGCGAGAAGGCAAUUAAGGAAGGUUCCAAUUUGAAAGCAUGUGAAGAAGAAUUAUUUAGUCAUGAAAAUGGGUCCAGUAAUAGCUGGAGAAACCAUAAUGAGUCUCGCGCUAUACUACUUGAAAAUAUAACGGAGGAUUCGAAGCCUUCUGUUGGUUUUACCAAGGAUAUUGGAAACAUCCUUGUUGAAACAAAGGAAAAAACUAUAUUUGACGAGAAGGAAGAGAUUUUCAUUGAAAAUAUUCCAUCAGCUCCGGAUGAAAUGAAGUUUGUUGUUGAAGAUGACUAUGUUGUUAAACAUGAAAUGGAACCAACGACAGAGAGGAUUAAUGAACAAUACAAUUCUGCAAAUUUAGAAACCAGUGAAAGAUCUCAUAGUGAAGAAAAACCAUUUCAGUGUAAAAUGUGCUCAAAAUCAUUUACUAAAGCUGAUGUUUUAAAACACCAUGAAAAAUUGCAUACUGGGGAAAAACCAUUUCAAUGUAAAAUAUGCUCAAAGUCAUUUGUUCGAAAUAAUCGCUUAAAAAUUCAUACUGGCGAAAAACCAUUCCAGUGUAAAUUCUGCUCCAAAUCAUUCAUUCAAGAAAGUAAUUUGAAAUACCAUGAAAAGAUACAUACAGCUGAAAAGCCAUUUCAGUGUAAAAUUUGCUCCAAAUCAUUUGCUAAACCUAGUGCUUUGAAAGACCAUGAAAAAAUUCACACCAAAGAAAAAGAAUUUCAGUGUAACAUAUGCUCAAUGUCAUUCAUUCGAAAUAGUGAAUUAAUAAAACACGAAAGAACCCAUUCUGGUGAAAAACCGUUUCAGUGUCAAAUAUGCUCAAAAUCCUUCAGUCGAAGUGAUAAUUUGAAAUGCCAUGAAAAAAUUCACACUGGAGAGAAAGCAUUUCAGUGUAAAAUAUGCUCAAAGUCAUUCAUUCAAAAUAGCGAAUUAAUUAGGCAUGAAAGAACUCAUUCUGGUGAAAAACCGUUUCACUGUCAAAUAUGUUCAAAAUCGUUCAGUCGAAGUGCUCAUUUGAAAUACCAUGAAAAAAUUCAUACUGAGGAAAAAUCAUUUCAGUGUGAAAUCUGCUUAAAAGCAUUCUUUCACAGUCAUAGUUUGAAACGCCAUGAAAAAAAUCAUACUGGCGAAAAAUCUUUGAAGUGUAAAGUCUGCUCAAAAUCAUUCAAACACGGCAGUUAUUUGAAAUACCAUGAAAAGAUUCAUACUGAAGAAAAACCAUUUCAGUGUAAAAUUUGUUUGAAAUCGUUCAUUCGAAAUAGUGAAUUAAUUACUCAUGAAAGAACUCAUUCUGGUGAAAAACCGUUUCAGUGUCAAAUAUGCUCAAAAUCUUUCAGUCGAAGUGGUGAUUUGAAAUGCCAUGAAAAUAUUCAUACUGGAGAAAAACCCUUUCAGUGUAGAAUAUGUUCAAAGUCAUUCGUUCGAAAUAGUGAUUUAAUUAAACAUGAAACAACUCAUUCUGGAGCAAAGCCGUUUCAGUGUAAAUUUUGCUCAAAAUCGUUCAGCCGAAGUGAUAAUUUGAAAUGCCAUGAAAAUAUUCAUACUGGCGAAAAAUCUUUCAAGUGAAAGGAUGCUCAAAAUCAUUCAUUCACGGCAGUGUAACAUAUGCUCAGUCAUUCAUUCCAAAUAGAUAAUUAAUUACACAUGAAAAGACUCAUUCUGGUAAAAAACCGUUUCAGUGUCAAAUAUGCUCAAAAUCAUUCAGUCGUAGUGAUAAUUUGAAAUGCCAUGAAAAUAUUUAUACUGGCAAAAAACCUUUCAUGUAAAAUAUACUCAAAGUCAUUCAUUCUAAUAACUUAUUUGAGAAAUCAUGGAAAAAGUCCAUAUCUUGGACAAAACAUCUGAGUGUAAAAUCGUUCAGUCGAAAUUGCCAUUUAAGGUCUCAUGAAAAAAAUCAUAUUAGGUAAAAGCUAUUUUAUUUUGAAAUUUAGUCAAAAAUAAAUAUAGAUUUUUGAAACUAUAGUUACACUUUUAACUCGUCUGAGUAUCAGGUAUUAGUUGAACUGGUAGUCAGCAGUUCAAUUGAAUAAACUUUUAUUUGUGGUUUAAAUAAAGUGUAAAGUGUGGUUGAAUAAAGUGAUAUUGAAGUA